Protopolystoma xenopodis is the source of this 1149-nucleotide messenger RNA. The record is from the annotation of a GenBank genome assembly. NCBI's taxonomy places the organism in Eukaryota, Metazoa, Platyhelminthes, Monogenea, Polystomatidea, Polystomatidae.
AUGCCGAAUUUCUAUACCGAAAACAUUUCAACCAACCCUCCACAAGUCGAGUUUCGUGUGAGCUCGGCUGGCUGUCGGUCACUUUGUCAAAGUCUGACGACAACACCCACAAUCCAAGACGUCCUGCUCCUUCGCCCCCAUCACUGCCCUCGAAACCGACGCUUGGACGGACGCUUGGAUGCACAAAACCGAGCAAUAAACCAUCCUGCUCCACUCUCACGAGCAGUCAAGUGGCCGGAUCAGCUUCUGUCGUCCGAGGCCCGUGUGGCCGACUCGGCCUCGUCUCCAACCGCCCUCUGUCUCCAUGACGCAGGCCGGACACGAAGACAUGUUGCCAGGUGCCUCUUAACCUGUGCCAUUUGUGCCACUGUUCAGCUGUGCCGGUCUCGAUUCGCACCUGACUACACCAGCACACACACACACACACACACAAACACAAUGGGCUGGUGUUGCACCUCUCGUUCUGGGCCCGGUCUGACGACCUCGUACGAAGACGUCAGCCUCGUUGGCUUCUUUGCUCAAAACUGUACUACCGUCGGACUCAUACGGUUCGUCCGAGCAGAACCGGUCUUUUGUGCAUUAAUUGACGCCCGAUCUGAAGUCGCCAACUUCGCCCUCGACGACCUCGACGACCUCAACGACCCCGACGACCUCGACGACCUUGUCGACCCCGACGACCUUGUCGAGCUGUAUGUAAAGCAGCCAGCAGAGGCGCCAAAUCUGAUCAAGUCGGUAAGGCCAGGUCCCGUGGGCCCUCAUUCCCAACCCUUUAACCGGACUCAUUCCCGCCUCACUCGCCAGAUCGUGUUUGUUGUGCGCAUGGGCUUUUCUGUCCAUCUCAGUCGGCCAGGGCUGGCUACUAGCUCGCCUCCCUCGACGACCGGUUGUUGUAGAAGAGUUGGUGGGAGUCGGCGAGUCCGUUGCCGGCGUGUCGAGGCAAGAGGCGGCUUGAAGAAACUUCUCGCAAGCGUCAGCAGUCCGUCUCUUUUUCCGAUCUGCCUCGGGAAGAAGCGAUCGACGAGGCGGUUGGAAGCACGACGCCAACGCCAAAAGUGUAAGUCUGAAUCUAAAAGGGGCCGAGCGUCCUCUGGCCGAUUCGAGCGAGAGAAUGGGGUUCGCGAAUUGGCUGUUGUCACGGUUAAAUUGUGA